AUGGAAAAUAACAGACAAUUUCUCUUUACAUCUGAGUCCGUUGGAAAGGGUCACCCUGAUAAACUAUGUGACCAGAUUAGUGAUGCUGUUGUUGAUGCUUGUUUGGCUCAAGAUAGGUUUGCUAGAGUGGCAGUUGAUGCCGUUGUUAAGUCUAGCAUGGUAAUGCUAGUUGGUGAGCUGACUACUAGUGCUACUUUAGACUACGAAGAGAUAGUCCGAGGUGUAUUAAGAGAGGCUGGAUAUACCUAUGAGUGGGGCUUGGAUCCUGAUCAUUGCACUAUUUUGACACAUAUCAACCGACAAAGUGAAGAUAUCUCUAACGGCCUAGAACAGGUCAAUGAAGAUCGUUGGGAUUUAGGUGCUGGAGAUCAAGGGAUUAUGUUUGGUUACGCUACAGAUGAAACUGAAGAAAGAAUGCCCCAGACAACUGUUCUGGCCCAUAAACUAGCUCAGGGCUUAUCUGUCUUAAGAGAAACAACUCCCUGGUUGGGUCCCGAUUCUAAGACACAAGUAACCAUGGAGUAUGAAGAGAAGAAGGUAAAUGGGAUUUGGCAGUUGACCCCUUUAAGAGUAGAUACGAUUGUUAUCUCAACUCAACAUCAGGAAACUAUGCCUACUGAUAAGAUUCGUGAGUUUUUGAUUGAGAAUCUUAUUAAAAAGAUUGUUCCAAAAGAUCUGCUUAUCAAUACUCGUUAUGUUUUGCAGCCUAGUGGUAAGUUUGUUAUUGGUGGGCCUAAAGCUGAUUCAGGAUUGACUGGUCGUAAGCUAGUUGUUGAUUCUUAUGGUGGCUGGGGAGCUCAUGGUGGUGGUGCUUAUUCUGGUAAAGAUUGGAGUAAGGUAGAUCGUAGUGGUGCUUAUGCGGCCAGAUGGAUUGCUAAGUCUUUGGUUGAUGCUGGGAUUUGCAAACGGGCUUUAGUGCAGGUUUCUUAUGCUAUUGGUCUUCGUGAUCCGAUUUCGCUUUAUGUGGAUGCUUAUGGGUCUUCUACCUAUACUCAGGCGGAAAUUCUGGAGAUUGUCCAGAAUAAUUGGAAUCUUAGAUUGGGUGAAAUCGUUAAAGAACUCGGAUUAGAUAGGCCUAUCUACAAGGGCACAGCCGUGUUUGGACACUUUGGUCGGCCCAACCUUCCUUGGGAAGUCUCUAAGCCGAUCAGCUUUCCUAAUAAGGAGAACGGGGGUCCUAAAUAA
Nematocida homosporus is the source of this 1185-nucleotide messenger RNA. Its product is annotated as S-adenosylmethionine synthetase. Bases 1 to 1185 code for a protein of 394 amino acids. Gene Ontology annotation, biological process: S-adenosylmethionine biosynthetic process. Gene Ontology annotation, cellular component: cytosol. The transcript has a single exon. The record is from RefSeq and is a predicted model, not a curated record. Lineage: Eukaryota; Fungi; Microsporidia. Gene Ontology annotation, molecular function: methionine adenosyltransferase activity; ATP binding.